AUGAAUAAUGGAAACCCAUUCGAUGAUAAGUAUUUUACGCAACAUCAGGGUAAAAAUGCUGAUAUUGAUUCAUUAAGAAAUACUUCAAUAAUUCCUAAAAACUCCACUCCAUUCAAUGUCAAUUAUAAUAACACAAAUAACUUAUCCAGAUCUCCCACUCAUGUCUCGAAUAUUUCAGGAGGGUUACCCAAAUCUGGGGAUUGUAUGCCAUCCAAUAUAUACCCCACAAAUAAUACCAUAACUAAUAGAACAAAUUACAACCAUGAUAGUACUUCAAACAACAUCAAUAAUUCAAAAAUAUUUCAACUUGUCAAUAAUGACUCAAUUCAACUUCCGAAUGGCAUAUCUAGUACGAGUAAUUUGCCAAAUCCGAAUUCUAAGGUAAGUAAUUCACAUCAAAUGCUAUAUCAAAAUUACAAUAAUAGCAACAUGCAUUAUAGAAAUAAUUCUUCAUGUGGUGAAUUUUCUAGUAACCAUAGUAUCGACUGCAAUGGCCCCAUGAAACCUCACUUGAUUAGAAGAAGGAAAACAAUUGAUAACAGUCAUCGCAAUAAUAUUAUUGAACCCGGAUUCCAAACUGGCAUUAAUUAUGAUUCAGGUAUCAUGGAUAAGAAUCACCUGAGUCUGGAAGAUAUAAAAUUUCAAAACGUCGGUGAAGUUCGACCUAAUAUAAUGAAACAAAAGCUACCAAUUAUGUUUCCGUCACUAUCGGGUUCACCUGUGAUGAAUUCUCCAUUCAUUCUCAACGAUAAUCAAUCAAUUGAAAGGAAUAGUAAUUAUGGUAACUUACUGGCAAAUUUCAGCAACCUUCCGAAUCAUUCCCAAUCAUUUGGACAUCAUGGAUUAUCAUCUACUAAAGACAUGAGUAGUGGAUCACAUAUGAUACCCAAUUUAAAACCAUCCAGAGAAGAAGAGAGAAGUAUGAAGAUAAAUGACUAUGUGAGCAAAUUGGAUAUAGUUGAGACUGGAGAAAGAAUGGAAUCAAUGGUGAACAGGCAUAACGACACAGAUUGUAACUCUAAAAUUAGUUCCCAUGGAGAUGGGUUUAGGAAUGAUAAUAUUCAAAGUAAUAGUACUAACAAUGGUAGUUCGCAGAAGUUGAAUAAAAAUACAAUAGGAGACACUUCUGAAGAAAAGAGUGAAUCUGAUUUAAAAGGACUGGAAGAAACCGUUGAAUCCACUCUUUCGAACUUGAUGCAGUCCCAUGAUUAUUCAAUGGUUAUGGAUUGGUUAACCCAUAAUUUUGUUAGAACUUAUAGUUUACACCAAUUACAACAAUCAUCUAGUUCAACUGGAUCAACUGGAUCAAGCGGUGACAUAGAUCAAAAAAAUAUGUUUCAGUACCCAAAUAAAGAGAAAAAGCAGGUAUCAUAUCAGUGUCCUGUUUGUGGCAAAUCUGUUAGCAGGGCCAGCUCACUUCAUUCUCAUAUGUUUAUUCAUACCAAUGCAAGACCAUAUAAAUGUCAAUGGGAAGGUUGUAAUAAAACUUUUAACGUUAAAAGUAAUUUGAAUAGACACACUAAAUUGCAUAUAAAGAAGCAACAAAAAAAAUAG
Vanderwaltozyma polyspora DSM 70294 is the source of this 1554-nucleotide messenger RNA. Its product is annotated as C2H2-type zinc finger protein. The transcript has a single exon. Gene Ontology annotation, cellular component: nucleus. Lineage: Eukaryota; Fungi; Ascomycota; Saccharomycetes; Saccharomycetales; Saccharomycetaceae. The record is from RefSeq and is a predicted model, not a curated record. Bases 1 to 1554 code for a protein of 517 amino acids.